UUUCCCAUCAGCAGUCGAGUGCCGAGGCAGCGGAGAGAAAUGUUGUUACAAUCGAUAUUAAUGAAAAUAUUGGCCGUUUUUUUGGUCUGUUGGCUGGGACACGUCACAGCUCAGUCAUCUGCCGAUUAUAUAGAGCUUGAAAUCGGUUCGAGGGGUCAAGGUCCACCGGAAAAGAAGGAAUUUCCCUGGGGCAAUGAUGACCAGGAUCUUGAAGCAACAUUUUAAGUUUCUUACGAUUUUUUAAAAUACUUUACAUUGCAUUCUUUGUUAAAUAUAUUAUAAAAAGAA
Molecule: messenger RNA, 288 nt
Organism: Drosophila mauritiana
Lineage: Eukaryota; Metazoa; Arthropoda; Insecta; Diptera; Drosophilidae
Exons: 2
Coding region: 40-225 (61 amino acids)
Source: RefSeq, a predicted model, not a curated record